This is a messenger RNA of Diatraea saccharalis (sugarcane borer), 1572 nucleotides long. The record is from the annotation of a GenBank genome assembly. NCBI's taxonomy places the organism in Eukaryota, Metazoa, Arthropoda, Insecta, Lepidoptera, Crambidae.
AUGGAAUUUUCUUGCCGCAACGAGGCGCGCCCUCUCGAAGCGGCGGCCAUCAUGAAAGAGAAGAGUAAGAAUGCCGCGCGCUCCCGGCGAGAGAAAGAGAACGCGGAAUUCCUAGAAUUAGCGAAACUGCUACCUCUUCCCUCAGCCAUAACUUCCCAAUUGGACAAAGCGUCCGUCAUCAGACUGACCACUAGCUACUUGAAGAUGCGGCAAGUGUUUCCGGAUGGACUAGGCGACGCUUGGGGUGCUGCCCCUCCUCCGCCGCAGCCCCGGGAGCUGGCCAUUAGAGAACUAGGAUCCCAUCUAUUACAGACCCUCGAAGGAUUCAUCUUCGUAGUAGCACCAGACGGCAAAAUCAUGUACAUCAGCGAAACAGCCUCAGUACACUUGGGACUUAGUCAGGUGGAAUUAACUGGCAACUCUAUUUACGAAUACAUUCACCAAUCUGACCACGAGGAAAUGAACGCGGUACUCAGCUUGCAACAUCCACACUCAUAUCUAGGACACCAGUACUCAUCCCUUGGGUGAGUGUUUUUUCGUAAUGCCUUCAAAACUCAACUAAUAUGGUGGCUCGUGAUGACCGUUACUUUAAUACUUAUAGCCAAUCUCGUUUUGAUAACCAUAAAGCGUAAAGUACAUUAAUUACCAGUGGCGUAAUUAUACCUUUUGUGGCCCGUGGCAAAUUCAUCGGAUAUUUUUUUUACUAAUUGUGUAAUAGUAAAAGUCAGGAGUAAAGAGUCUUCUCUGACCGGGAGCCCCUUCUGUGGUUACGCCACAUUUGUUCAUUACGUGUUCGUAUCAAGCUACUUGAAUCAUUCUGCUUGGUUCGGCGAAGGAUCAGCUCCGUUAGGACUAGUCGCCGUGGGUCAUUCAUUACCGCCAUCUGCCGUCACCGAACUGAAACUGCACUCCAACAUGUUCAUGUUCCGAGCAUCGCUGGACAUGAGACUCAUAUUCUUAGAUGCGAGCGACAUUGAAGAAAAACAUCUUGUUUUAAACAUAGACCAAGGACCACCGAAAAUAAACCACGACGUGCCGACACCAUUAGCGCCCAACACAUCACCACAAGUACCAAUUAGACAGACAGAUAUCAAAUUGAACCACAUACAUUUGAACGAAAGCGAUUUCAGUGGCGACUCGAGCGGCGGCUACCCUUAUCCAGAAUACAACCUCCCAGUGUUGCCAUCUUACGAACAAGAGGACUACCAUCAACAACAAAACGGUUCCUAUCCCGAAUUAUUCUACGAAAACUACCACGAACCGGAGAUUCUACCGAACAAUUUCGUCAACUAUCCACAAAAUCAACGACCUUACUCAGCUAGUUCGUCAUCUUGCAGUUCAAUAGAGAGUUCAGAGGUUGCAAAUCCACAGUACAAUUAUACGAAUCUAAUCUCCUUUUACGGGCACAAUCAGAAUCAAAAUGGCCGACCGAUCGAUGGCAAUUUUGGCGGGAACUAUGGUAAAAUUACCCCAAGUCCGUCGGUCCAAGAAGGCGCGUACACUAGUGUUAUAGUAGACAAUACGCAGCAGUUUCACCACCACGGAGGUGGAGUAAACGAGUUUGUGCAUUGA